Manihot esculenta (cassava) is the source of this 1322-nucleotide messenger RNA. RefSeq lists its product as uncharacterized. The transcript is spliced from 2 exons. NCBI's taxonomy places the organism in Eukaryota, Viridiplantae, Streptophyta, Magnoliopsida, Malpighiales, Euphorbiaceae. Bases 222 to 752 code for a protein of 176 amino acids. The record is from RefSeq and is a predicted model, not a curated record.
GAGACACCCAUUUGCCCAUUGGAACUCAAACUUAAAAAAGAUCCUAUCCCUAAAAGCAUUUACUAGGGUUCCCUAUUCUUCAACGGCCAUUCCCACCUUGAGCCCCCGAGCCUAAAGCCUAAAUCUUCCACACGCCUUUUGGCUUCUAUCUAUUUACUCCUCCAUCUCAACCUUCAGCUAUCAAUCCAAACCAACAAAACCAGAGCUUGCAACACAAAGAGAUGGCUAAUAAGACUCCCAUAUUCCCUAUGCCAGAGCCUCAUCACUACAGCGACUAUGGCUUUGACCCCCAAAUCGACUACUUUCAGUUCUUGGAGGAAGCAAGAAGGCACAAGCGUGACACUGCGAGGCCCGUAGAUUCAUUGCAUUUCAAGCUCCAAAAACCCAUUUCCAAAGAUGAAUCUAACAGAAAGAUCCACAAGAACAAGAAGAAGCGUUGGUGGAGAAAAGCCUUCUUAUUUUUCAAACGGAGGUGGAAUAAUGAUCUUGCCGAUGAACAAAUACAUAAAGUCAGGGCUCGAGCAUUCAGGGGAUCAAUAUCGGGUCCUGUGUACAUAACUGAAAGCAGAAGUGGGUCAAGCACUCCGUACAGGACUACUAGCCGCCCAUCGUCGGGCCCGCUCGCCGGAACCCUGACUGCGGCUAGUAAGGGUGAUUUAGAUAUACCUUAUUUGAGUCUGAGAGAUCUAAACAUGGAGCAUCAACAGCAGAGGAUUUCCACUUCUGCCAUGCCAAUAUAUUUGGUCACUUAAUGUUUCAAAGUAUUUGAGCUCGGGGCAGCUUUUUCUUGAGGAUGUUACUUACUAGUGACUACUUCUUGUUUGGUCGUUGUGGGUGUGAGCUUGCUUUGGGGAAUUAAACAUUAGCAUUAUUAUCUUCUUGGGUUUCUCCUUUUUUUUCUUUUUUUUUUACCCCCAGGUUUUGCAAAGUGCAAACUGCAAAAGGUGUUUGAUCAUUUUGGAAUUUGGAGGAUGCAUGUUUGGAAUGGAUCCUCCUUUUAAGUGCUUGUUGCUCACUUUAUUGAUUUCUGCAACUAAUAGGUUACUCGGUCUUCAGUGGUUUGACUGAUCCCUUCACUCAUUUUUUUUUUAAUUCUCCAACUUUCACGAGGCUGUUAGUUUAGUGGUUGGCUUGCAGUAAAAUGUAAGAAAAUCCAUUGAUGGAUCUUAGGUAGGCCUUUCUCCUUUGCCUUGGGGUUUGUAUUUUCAAACGGUAAAUGAUACUCUCUGUUUAUUAUUUUUAGAUCUGGAGAUGGCUACCCCGUUGGUUUAUUGUAUUGGCCUAUAUAAAUUUAUAAGAGAAAUAUUAAUAACUUGUUCAAA